AUGGAUCCAACUGAAGAGGAGCAUGGAACUGAUGACGAGUUUGAAGGAUUGUAUCAUGAGGAUCCUGAGAUUAGGGAGCAAGCUAGAGAAGCUAAAAGAAAACAACAAAAGAAACUGACUCAUUUAAGGAAUAUAUUAUCCGUAGUAUAUCUAUUGUUGAAUUUUGCUUUUCAAAUAUUGAUUGUUCUUAAGGCUGAUGGCACGUUCGUACAAAGUACUGCAAUAGUUUUUAUCCCUUAUUUCAUUAUAGAAUUGAUAAAUUUAUAUCCAAACGCGAUAGAAUUCAUUGCAAUUUUAAAAAUUUAUGAUUCAAUGGACGAGGCAAAACCUUCAAUUUUAACAAAACUUGGGAUAUUAUGGGAUACUUUCUGGUGGUUUAUACUUAGAAUUGCAUUAGCGGUCUUGAUUGUGCUUAGAAUCGAUGGAACUAUCACUUGCAGCUGGGGGGUUGUUUUUAUACCUUUGUAUCUGGUUGGUCUUCGAUAUGCUAUUUGGAUAUUUUGGCAAUGGUCAGCCAUAAGAAAAAAUGAGAAUGCUGAUCAAAAAAGGGUAGACGUGAUCAUAUCUGCAGUACUCUUUUCUAUAAACGCAGUUAUUAUUUAUAUUAUUAUAGGAUUAUUGGCAAGUAGAUUGGAUGGAAAUACAAACAUACUCCUGUCUUCGGUUUUCAUUCCAGUUUUCAUAGUGUUGUCUAUACUUUUCUGUUGUACCGGAUGUUGUUUACCUUGUGCUUUAAUGAGUUGGAAUGUAGGUGAUGAUUUGGAAGGCUUAUCAGACAAUUCAAUAAUAUCACCAGACAAAAGAAUUACUUAUCCAUCCACAUCCACAUCUGCUGCAGCAAUUAUUACUAUUAGAAAUGGAUCUUUUUAA
Entrophospora sp. SA101 is the source of this 870-nucleotide messenger RNA. The record is from the annotation of a GenBank genome assembly. Lineage: Eukaryota; Fungi; Glomeromycota; Glomeromycetes; Entrophosporales; Entrophosporaceae.